GUGUUUGCUUUAAAAAUGGCUUUUUAUGUUGCUCCACAGGUACUACUGUUGAUGCAUUACUGACCAUACACCGGUGGUAAUGAGGGAUAGGCAGGAGAAGCUGAAUGUGGGCAGAUAAAAGCUCCUUUUGUCUGACUAGAUGGAGAUCCCCCAAAUGUGGAAAGAAGGCGGGUGGCGGUGUGCCGCUCCACCCCAGGUGUCACGGGCUGUUUUAAAUAGAGAGGAGGAGGAAGGGCGACAUCAUCAGCAUCACUUCUUUCACCUGACCUGAUACUCUCACUUCCCUGGAGUUCAGCCAGCAUCCUGCACUGAGGACACAGAGCAGCCAGAGAUUAAACAGUUAGAGGUCACAUCAACCCCAACCACUGCUCUAGAAAGUGACACCAACCCCAGCAUCAGCCCUACCACCUCUGGGUCUCCUGCAAACAUCUCCAUUGCUGCUGCUGACGCUUCCAUCCUGCACACCGCCCCCCCUGACCCUUCCAACAUGGCCGACCUCUCCGUCGAUGACAGCAAGUACCUCUUCCUGGAAAACGACUUCCAUAACAGUGGGGUGGCCCAGGCUGACUGGGCGGCCAAGAAGAUGGUGUGGGUCCCAUCAGAGAGGGAAGGAUUCGAACCCGCUAGUAUCAAGGAGGAGAAGGGAGAACAGGUCCUGGUGGAGCUCUCCAACGGACAGAAGGCAACGGUGAACAAAGAUGACAUCCAGAAGAUGAACCCACCCAAGUUCAGUAAAGUAGAGGAUAUGGCUGCUCUCACUUUUCUCAAUGAAGCAUCCGUCCUGCAUAACCUGCGAGAGAGAUACUUCUCCAGCCUGAUCUAUACGUACUCGGGUCUGUUCUGCGUGGUGGUGAAUCCCUACAAGAUGCUGCCAAUAUACUCGGAAAAGAUCAUCGAGAUGUACAAGGGCAAGAAACGCCACGAAGUGCCACCACACAUCUACUCUAUCACGGACAACGCCUACAGGAACAUGUUGCAGGAUCGUGAGGAUCAGUCUAUUCUCUGCACUGGUGAGUCUGGAGCAGGAAAGACGGAAAACACCAAGAAGGUGAUUCAGUACCUCGCCGUCGUCGCCUCGUCACAUAAAGGCAAGAAGGACGUCAACCCUGAAUCGGUUGCUGCAGCUGUGGCCAAGCAGCAGUCAGGAUCUCUGGCCUAUGGGGAGCUGGAAAAGCAGCUGCUGCAGGCUAAUCCCAUCCUGGAGGCCUUUGGCAACGCCAAGACAAUCAAGAACGACAACUCGUCCAGAUUUGGGAAAUUCAUCAAACUUAACUUUGACGUGACUGGCUUCCUUGUCGGGGCAAACAUUGACACCUAUCUGCUGGAGAAGUCACGCUGCAUUCGACAAGGGAACACAGAGAGAGCCUUUCACAUCUUCUACUACAUGGUGGCUGGAGCAAAAGACAAGAUGAGGGAGGAGCUGCUGUUGGAGGACUUCAACAGCUACCGCUUCCUGAUAGCGGGUAACGUGGAGAUUCCCGGUCAGCAGGAUGAUGAGCUUUUUGACGAGACUCUGGAAGCAAUGGAGAUCAUGGGCUUUACAGAUGAGGAGAGAUUAGGCAUGUUGAAGGUGGUGUCCACUGUUCUCCAGCUGGGAAACAUCAAGUUUGAGAAGGAGAGGAACAGCGAGCAGGCCACCAUGCCUGAAAACACGGCGGCACAGAAGGUGUGCCACCUGCAGGGCAUCAACGUGACCGACUUCACCCGCGCCAUCCUCACACCCAGAAUCAAAGUGGGGAGGGAGGUGGUGCAGAAGGCCCAGACCAAACAGCAGGCCGAUUUUGCCGUGGAGGCUCUGGCUAAGGCCAUGUACGAGCGCUUGUUCCGCUGGAUCCUCGCUAGAGUCAACAAGACGCUGGACAAGAGCAAGAGACAGUCGUCGUCCUUCCUGGGAAUCCUGGACAUUGCUGGCUUUGAGAUUUUUGAGGACAACUCGUUCGAGCAGCUCUGCAUCAACUACACCAACGAGCGGCUGCAGCAGCUCUUCAACCACACCAUGUUCAUCCUGGAGCAGGAGGAGUACAAGAGAGAGGGAAUAGAGUGGAACUUCAUCGACUUUGGCCUGGACCUGCAGCCCUGCAUCGAGCUCAUUGAGAGGCCGAACAAUCCCCCAGGCAUCCUGGCACUGCUGGAUGAGGAGUGCUGGUUCCCGAAGGCCACCGAUCAGUCGUUCGUGGACAAGCUUCUGAACACCCACACAGGUCACGUGAAGUUCUCUAAACCCAAACAACACAAGGAUAAACUGAUGUUCACGGUGCUGCACUACGCUGGAAAGGUUGAUUAUAAUUCAGCCAGCUGGCUGACUAAGAACAUGGAUCCUCUGAAUGACAACGUGACGGCUCUACUCAACAACUCCUCCAGCAGCUUCAUCCAGGACUUGUGGAAAGACGUGGAUCGAGUGGUGGGCCUUGAUACGAUCACCAAAAUGUCGGAGAGUUCUGUGCCCAGUUCCACCAAAUCCAAAAAGGGAAUGUUUCGUACGGUGGGUCAGCUGUACAAGGAGUCUUUGGGCAAACUGAUGACCACGCUGCACAACACGCAGCCCAACUUCGUCCGCUGCAUCAUUCCCAACCACGAGAAGAGGGCCGGUAAGAUGGACGCCAACCUGGUGCUGGAGCAGCUUAGGUGUAACGGAGUGCUGGAGGGCAUCCGGAUCUGCAGGCAGGGAUUUCCGAACCGCAUCGUUUUCCAGGAGUUCAGACAGAGGUAUGAGAUACUGGCUGCCAGCGCCAUCCCUAAAGGCUUCAUGGAUGGAAAGCAGGCGUGCUGUCUGAUGGUAAAGCACUUGGAUCUGGAUCCAAACCUGUAUCGCAUUGGUCAGAGUAAAAUGUUCUUCAGAACGGGGGUUCUGGCUCAGCUGGAGGAAGAGCGAGACCUCAAACUGACCGUCGUCAUCAUCGCCUUCCAGGCACAAGCACGAGGCUUUUUGGGACGCAAAGCGUUUAGUAAACGACAACAACAGCUGACUGCCAUGAAGGUCCUCCAGAGGAACUGUUCUUGUUACCUCAAACUGAAGAACUGGCAGUGGUGGAGGCUGUUCACGAAGGUGAAGCCCCUGCUACAGGUGACCAGACAGGAGGAGGAAAUGGGUCAAAAGGAGGAGGAGCUAAGGGCGGUAAGAGAGGUGGCAGCUAAGGCUGAAAUUGAACUGAGGGAAAUCGCCCAGAAACACACUCAGCUGGCAGAGGAGCGAUCACAGCUGGAGCUGAAGCUUCAGGCCGAAACAGAGUUGUACGCAGAGGCCGAGGAGAUGAGAGUGCGUCUGGAGGCCAAGAAGCAGGAGCUGGAGGAGGUGCUGCAUGAGAUGGAGGCCCGGUUGGAGGAGGAGGAAGAGCGCAGCAUCUCCUUGCAACAGGAGAAGAAGGACAUGGAGCAGCAGCUACAGCUGAUGGAGGCCCACAUCGCAGAGGAGGAGGAUGCUCAGCAGAAGCUCCAGCUGGAGAAAGCAGCUGUGGAGGGGAAGGUGAAGAAAAUGGAGGAGGACAUCAUGCUCAUGGAGGAUCAAAACAACAAGCUGCAGAAGGAGCGAAAGCUUCUAGAGGAGCGUAUGGCUGAUAUGAGCUCCAACCUGGUGGAAGAGGAGGAGAAGUCAAAGAAUCUGACCAAACUCAAGGCCAAACAUGAGUCCAUGAUCUCGGACCUGGAGGUUCGUAUGAAAAAGGAGGAGAAGGCUCGCCAGGACGUGGAGAAGGCAAAGAAGAAGGUGGAUGCAGAGUUGGCAGACCUGCAAGAGCAAUAUGCCGACCUGCAGGCACAGCUAGCUGAGCUGCGAGCCCAGUUAGCGGCCAAAGAAGAGGAGCUCCAGGCUACACAGGCACGUUUGGAGGAGGAGAGCACCCAGCGUGCAACGGCGGUCAAGAAAGUUCGUGAGUUGGAAAUGUUGCUCUCGGAACUGCAGGAGGACUUGGAGGCAGAGAGGGUGGCGAGGGGGAAGGCCGAGGCUGCUCGACGGGACCUUGGAGAGGAGCUAAAUGCACUGCGCUCUGAGCUGGAGGACAGUUUAGAUACCACCGCUGCACAACAGGAGCUACGAGCAAAACGAGAGCAGGAGGUAACCAUGCUGAAGAAGGCUAUGGAAGAUGAGGGGCGGAGCCAUGAGGCCCAGAUACAGGACCUUCGACAGAAACAUAGCCAGGCUGCUGAGGAGCUGACUGAGCAGCUGGAGCAAGCCAAAAGGGUGAGGGCUAGUCUGGAGAAAGCCAAACAAGCCUUGGAGAAGGAGUCGGCAGACUUAAGUGCUGAGCUCAGAUCCCUCGCCAGCUCAAAGCAAGAUGUGGAGCACAAGAAAAAAAAGGUGGAGGCUCAGCUAAACGAUUUAAACUCCCGGUUCAACGAAAGCGAAAGGCAGAGGAAUGAGCUUGGAGAGCGAGUAUCAAAGUUGAAUAUGGAGCUGGAUAGUGUGACGGGCCUGCUGAACGAAGCCGAGGGGAAGAAUAUCAAGCUGAGUAAAGAUGUCUCCAGUCUGUCUUCUCAGCUCCAGGAUGCACAGGAGCUGCUGUCCGAGGAGACUCGUCAGAAGCUGAAUCUGUCCGGACGUGUGCGUCAGAUGGAGGAGGACAGGAACAGCCUGAUGGAGCAGCUGGAAGAGGAGACGGAGGCCAAACGGGCCGUAGAAAGACAGGUCUCCAGCCUCAAUAUGCAGUUGUCUGACCACAAGAAGAAGCUGGACGAGAUGUCGGGGACGGUAGAGCUGCUUGAGGAGGGAAGGAAGCGAAUGCAGCGUGACCUGGAAGCCGCCAACGGCGAGUACGAGGAAAAGGCUUCGGCCUACGACAAGCUGGAGAAGAGCCGCAGUCGGCUGCAGCAGGAGCUUGAGGACGUCCUCAUGGACCUGGACAGCCAGCGGCAGCUCGUCUCCAACCUGGAGAAGAAGCAGAAGAAGUUUGAUCAGAUGUUGGCUGAUGAGCGAGCUGUGUCGGCUAAGGUUGCAGAGGAGCGAGACCGAGCAGAGGCGGACGUGAGGGAGAAGGAGACCAAGGUGUUAGCUCUGACCCGGGCGCUGGAGGAGAAGCAGGGGGUCCUAGAGGAAGCCGAGAAGGCCAUGAAGGCACUCCGAGCUGAGAUGGAGGACCUCAUCAGCUCCAAAGACGACGUGGGAAAGAGUGUCCACGACCUGGAGAAGGCAAAGCGUGGGCUGGAGGCCUUCGUGGACGAGAUGAGGAUGCAGAUGGAGGAGCUGGAGGAUGAGCUUCAGGUGGCUGAGGACGCCAAGCUGCGUCUGGAGGUCAACAACCAAGCCCUGAAAGCUCAACAGGAGCGGGAGCUGCAGGCCCGCGAGGAGAUGGGCGAGGAGAAGAGGAAGCAGCUCCUCAGACAGGUGCGAGAGCUGGAGGCGGAGCUGGAAGAGGAGAGGAAGCAGCGAGGUCAGGCGUCCGGCGGCAGGAAGAAGCUGGAGGGAGAGCUGAAAAACAUGGAGGACCAGCUGGAAGCCACCAGCAGGGGGCGGGAAGAGGCGCUGAAGCAGCUCCGCAAAAUCCAGGGGCAGAUGAAGGACCUCCAGAGGGAGCUGGAGGACUCUCGUGCUGCUCAGAAGGAGGUCCUCUCCUCAGCCAGGGAGUCGGAGCGCAGAUCCAAGACGAUGGAGGCAGAAAUCCUCCAGCUGCACGAGCUGCUGGCAGCUGCUGAGAGAGCUCGGAAGCAGGCGGAGACGGAGAGAGACGAGCUGUCCGAGGAACUGGCCAGUAACUCCUCUGGAAGGUCGAUGCAGUCCGAUGAAAAGCGCCGCCUGGAGACAAAGAUCAGUCAGCUCGAGGAGGAGCUGGAGGAGGAGCAGGCUAACGUGGAGAACCUCAACGAGCGGCUGAGGAAGAGUCAGCAGCUGAUGGACCAGCUGGGAGCAGAGCUGGCGGCUGAGAGAUCUUCCUCUCAGACCAGAGAGGGAUCCAGGCAGCAGCUGGAGAGACAGAACCGGGAGCUGAAGGCCAAACUGCAGGAGGUUGAGAACCAGAACCGCUCCAAGCUUAAGUCGACCAUCGCUGCUUUGGAGUCUAAGUUGAGGGAGGCAGAGGAGCAGCUGGAGGUGGAGACCAGAGAACAUCAGGCCAACGGCAAGAAUCUGCGUCAGAAAGAGAAGAAGCUGAAGGAUCUGAGCAUCCAGAUCGAGGAUGAGAGGAAGCAGGCACAGCAGUACAAGGACCAGAUGGAGAAGAGCAACGUCCGAGUGAAGCAGCUGAAGCAUCAGCUGGAGGAAGCAGAGGAGGAGGCGCAGCGCGUGGCAGCCGCCCGCAGGAAGCUGCAGAGGGAGCUGGACGAGGCCACGGAGGCCACCGAUGCCCUCAGCAGGGAGGUGUCGUCCCUGAGGAGCAAACUGAGGCGUGGCGGCGGGGAGCCGGUGUUCAGCGCUCCUCGGAGCAGCAGCGGAGGGAUAAGGAGCUCAGGUCUGGGACCUGGCGUCAGCCGGCGGGUCAAAGAGAACUCAUUGGACCUACAGGAAGAGGAGGCUCCCUCCCCGUCUCCUCCCACCUCCUCCCCUCAGCUGGAUCAGCACAGGGAGGGGUACCCCUGCUCCCCAGACGAGUAAACCCACCCCACGUUUGAAUUGUUAUGGGAUUUAAAAAUAUUUAGACACUUUUCAUUUGAAGAUAAUGUAGAUUCAUAUCAGCGUUGGAUUUUAGAAAUUAUUUUAUGCAAAAUGUAAAAUAGGUCAGAGCAUUGAAAUGGCUUAAAAUUGAUCAUUUGUCAUGCUAAACUUUAUUCCUGUCAAAGAAAAAUGUAAUUAUUGAUCAACAUUAAAAUUAUUUAAAUAUCAUUCCUAAAAAUAAAAAGCUGUAGAUCAUUUGAAAUAGCAUUUUUGCUGUCAAAAUAUAUUUAUUGAUUGAUAAAGAAAGCAAAGGGAUUCCCUGAUUAUUUAUAAAAUUCUGUAAAUCUGUUUAUUUCCAAUAAAUUUAGAGUUAUGGUGGA
Girardinichthys multiradiatus is the source of this 6900-nucleotide messenger RNA. Its product is annotated as myosin-11-like. The transcript has 44 exons. Bases 488 to 6520 code for a protein of 2010 amino acids. Gene Ontology annotation, molecular function: actin filament binding; cytoskeletal motor activity; ATP binding. Gene Ontology annotation, cellular component: myosin complex. Lineage: Eukaryota; Metazoa; Chordata; Actinopteri; Cyprinodontiformes; Goodeidae. The record is from RefSeq and is a predicted model, not a curated record.